Pygocentrus nattereri (red-bellied piranha) is the source of this 3487-nucleotide messenger RNA. It is a transcript of the gene marchf4a, whose product is annotated as membrane-associated ring finger (C3HC4) 4, like. The record is from RefSeq and is a predicted model, not a curated record. Bases 1390 to 2631 code for a protein of 413 amino acids. The transcript is spliced from 4 exons. Gene Ontology annotation, molecular function: ubiquitin-protein transferase activity; zinc ion binding. Gene Ontology annotation, biological process: protein ubiquitination. NCBI's taxonomy places the organism in Eukaryota, Metazoa, Chordata, Actinopteri, Characiformes, Serrasalmidae.
AGAAAGAGAGAUGAGGGGGGGUGUACAGAGGUAUAGAGGAGCUGUCCGGGCUCCGUGGUGCUGAAACCGCAGUCGCUCUGAUCGUUUCCAGUGGAGGGUUUUUGUCGGGCUGUUUAGUCUCUGGUCGACAAACGGAAGGGCCGCCGUGACGAAAAACGACGGCAGCGCGUGGCGGACGACGGCUCUUUUCUCCUCCUCUCUCCCCUCCUCCUCUUCUCUUUCACCUCCUCCUCCUCUUCUUCGCCUUCCAGCGUCGCUCCGGCUGCUUUUUCUCCGACAUGCUCGGCGCUGCUGGCUGCCUCAGCGAGAAAGGCAGGGCGGUCCGGCGGCCAGGGAGGAAGCGCUCGGGCAGCGCGAGCGUGAGCGAUUGAGAUGGAAAUUCGAGAGGCCUGCGCGCGCACAUGACACGAUUUUUGGAGGCUCGAAGGCUCCAAUGGGCGUGCUAGCCUACAGGACGUAAAGGAGACCAGGAUCCCGUCCGAGACACUCCAGCCUCAGCAUCAUCUACAGCGCGACUGUAGAGAGCCUUCGGGACCUGUGGACGGCGGCGGGGGGCGGUGGAUGGAAUGGAGAUCGGGAGAAUGAUUGACCUGCAGACUGAGAGCUCGCGGCAGAUCUCCAGACCUCCCGCGGCUUCGGUUCCUGCUGAGGAAUCUGCUUCAUCUGCUUUCCAGCUCAUUUCACCAACCAUCUCAAUUUGAUGGCGUUCCACCAACGGAUCUCAGAGCACGGAUCCCCAGAGAGAUCAGCAGAUUUCCACACAGCUCGACGCGCUUCCCUCCAUCUCUGAGGCUCAGCCGAGGAGAGCGUGGGAUUGAUCGGGAGUGGUGCUGUGGAUGUAGCGUUAUGAAUGCGUUGUGAGCGUGUAGGGGGCCGAUCGAGUAUCAACGGGCAAUUAGUGUAACACACACGCACACACACACACACACACACACACACACACUGGUUGCACGUAACAGUGUAAACGUGUUUUUUCCGCGCUUCGUCUCUCAGCCAAUAGCAGCGCUGGAAUGUCGCCACGCGCCUUCAGAACGUUUAACGCCUUUUGAAAAUAAACGUUCUUUCGUUUUUUAACGUUUCUUUCUGGAGGUUUUCAACGCUCGUAGACAAAACCUGACGCUACGCCGCUGAAAGUGGCCGCAUUGGGUCCGUUUUUCCGGCUUUUCCCUAACCGUCACACACGCCACACACACCUUCAGUCCAGACCUUCCCGAACGAACCGCACGCUUUUCACGCUUUAACCGUCGCUGAGUGGAGGCUUGAGAAACCGUUGGAGGUGCCCGCACCGGGCCGUUCUGUCCCCAGGGCGUCUCUAUGAGCGCACCAAGAGUCCAGCCUUUCAGGUCUUAGCAGAAGCUCCGCACUCCGUUGGCCGGUAAAAGUGGGCACAUGUUGUUGGCCGUCGGUGUCACUGCUGUGCGCUGCCGGGCAUUGCCGAGUGGGACACCGAUGCUGCGCCGCCAGGGCAAGCAGAAAGGCCGCCGUCGCGUCUUGCUCAGUGACCUGAAGGCUCUGCUGCUCAGGCCGCCGCUCGCACCCAUGAACGGACAGCAGGCGGUAGGGAGCGGCGAGGGCAGCGGCGAGUGGAGCCGGGCCGCCGGGGGGACAGAAGGGGCAGGUGGGACAGGGGAGAGCACAGGGGAGGACGGGAGCAGCUCGGCAGAGGACUGCCCCAAGGAGAAAGUGGACAUACUGGAGAAACUGGACAAGCUGGGAGAGAGACUGUCCCUCAGCAGCUGCACGGACAGCGGGGCCAGGACACCGCUUUGCAGGAUCUGCUUCCAGGGGCCAGAACAGGGGGAGCUGCUGAGUCCAUGCCGCUGCAGUGGUUCAGUGCGCUGUACUCACGAGCCGUGCCUGAUAAAGUGGAUCAGUGAGAGAGGAUCCUGGAGCUGUGAGCUGUGCUACUACAAGUACCAGGUCAUCGCCAUCAGCACCAAAAACCCACUACAGUGGCAGGCCAUCUCACUGACGGUGAUUGAGAAGGUGCAGAUAGCAGCAGCUGUGCUUGGCUCCCUAUUCCUCAUUGCCAGCAUCUCAUGGCUGGUGUGGUCUUCGCUUAGCCCUUCAGCCAAGUGGCAGCGGCAGGACCUGCUCUUCCAAAUCUGCUACGCCAUGUAUGGCUUCAUGGACCUGGUGUGCAUUGCUCUGAUCGUGCAUGAAGGCCCAUCCGUGUUCCGCAUCUUCAACCGCUGGCAAGCGGUCAACCAGCAGUGGAAAGUGCUAAAUUACGACAAGCUGAAGGACACUGAGGACCCUCAAAAGGGCGGAGCAAGCAGUGGCCUGCGCUCCCUCACCCUGCCCCUCAGUCAUCGGGUCGGGAUGUCCCCACCCAAUGGUUCCGGCCCCUCCCCGUCCACCUCCUCCCUCAUGGCGGUAACCACGGCAACUGCAACACCUGGCACCGUUAUCCCACUGCCACCGGCCGCCCCGGAAACUGAGGAAUCCUCUGAGGCGGAGAACGGGCCGGCAGGCCUGGCCGAACAUCACUGUGCGUACAACCUGCUCCAGCUCCUCAGCCAGCACCUCCGGCCACAAGAGCCCCGCCCACCAGCCUCCGCCACCACUGGUCAGACGGGCCAACCGGGAAAUAACAACCGCGAACUGGUCAUGAGGGUCACUACAGUCUGAGCACUACAGUCAGCAAUGGGAGGGACCUUUGGUACAGCUUGACCUGUUAAACUACACAGCACUUCAUGAGGGAAAUUUUUUGUGACAUUUGCUAGUUUUCUAGGCAGCCAAGUUCAGAAAGGUUCCUUCCAUUUUACUCUGGCAUUUAGCGAAAGCUGGUGAAAAUAAAGAAAUCGAUUUAUUCUCUUGUUGUGUGGAGGUAAGGAGAAAGUGAGCGAGGGUGAUAGUCAAAGUAAGGGAGAGAGAGAGAGAGAGUGAGCAUGGAUUGAUUCAGUUUUUGGUAGUAGUGGUCAGAACACAGAUUUCACAGCUGUGCAUUUUGUAGUGAAAAUGAACAGGGCAAGGGGUCAAGAGGUCAAGCUGAGAUUCAAGCACUUGCAUGUAAGUGGGCGGUUCAUUAGGGCUGCAGUUAGUAUGAGGCCACAGAAAGGGGAGAGCGUUUUCAAGCACAAACCCAACAAUGCAAGGCAGGUGCUGUAUACACACAUAGCAUUACAUUUACUACUGGGUUGAUGGAUGAAGUUUCUGAAAGAAUAAGUACGUAGAAUUAAACUGAAAGUUUAAACUCAAGUUUACACUGAAACCCACCAGGCUGCGUUCAAAUGGGUCAAUGAUGCUGUAAUGGCUGCCUGGCCUUAAUAACGGACUCUCUUACUGACCUACUGACCAGGUUAUCUUACCAUAGGGAUGACCUGUAGCCAUCGUACAACCCCCGAGGAAGUAACAAUGAAGCAAAUGUGGCCCAAGUUGAGUGAUCUUUUUCUUUGAUGGACUACUUUUGUUUACAUUUGUUAAAAUAUGUGAAAAACACAUUGCUACAUUAAAAAAGAAUGAGUGCAAUGUAAAAGAUUUAACU